AUGAUGGACAUGAGAAUGUAUAUGAUUAUAAAUUGGGAUUAUAAAGUUAGAUUUAUCUUUAAUAAGUAAAUUGAUAUUUAUAAUUAGAAGUUGGAAAACAAAUACAUAUGGAUAAUUUAUAAUGGCAUUAAUCUUUACAUUUCUAUUCUGUUCUCUACUUUGUACACUUCAAGUAUUCAAAGGAUACGCUGAUAAAAAAAGUAAGUUCAAAAAUAUUAAGAUCUUUUGGACUUAAGUUUCUAUGGCAAUUAUUAAUUUCAAUUCAAUCUUCAAUAACUAUGAUAUUACUGAUGAAUUAUUUAGGUUGGGUAUUUUAUCUAUGUUCUUGGGAUUUGGAAUGGGAAACUUUAUCUUUUACUUAUUUAUGCCUGUAUCUAGAUAUCAUUUAAAAUAAGAUCAAGCUUCUUUAAAUAAUUAAAGUUGA
Molecule: messenger RNA, 424 nt
Organism: Paramecium sonneborni
Lineage: Eukaryota; Ciliophora; Oligohymenophorea; Peniculida; Parameciidae
Source: the annotation of a GenBank genome assembly